Messenger RNA from Suncus etruscus (white-toothed pygmy shrew), 1484 nucleotides. It is a transcript of the gene BHMT2, whose product is annotated as betaine--homocysteine S-methyltransferase 2. Gene Ontology annotation, molecular function: zinc ion binding; betaine-homocysteine S-methyltransferase activity. The coding region runs from base 100 to 1191 and encodes 363 amino acids. Lineage: Eukaryota; Metazoa; Chordata; Mammalia; Eulipotyphla; Soricidae. The transcript has 8 exons. The record is from RefSeq and is a predicted model, not a curated record.
GUGAGCCCAAGCGGCGGUGGGACCCUCCCCCGGGGCAAGGGGCGGGCUCCUGGAGCGGUUCACCACCCCGCGCCCAGGCGCCUGCAGAGCCGUGGAGAGAUGGCACCAGCCGGAGGCUCCCGGGCCAAGAAGGGUAUUUUGGAACGACUGGAUGGAGGAGAGGUGGUAGUCGGAGAUGGGGGCUUUCUCCUGUGUCUGGAGAAGAGAGGCUAUGUGAAGGCUGGCCUGUGGACUCCAGAGGCGGUGGUGGAGCAUCCAGAAGCAGUUCGUCAACUUCAUGUUGAAUUCCUGAGAGCAGGGGCAAAUGUCAUGCAGACUUUCACCUUUUCUGCCAAUGAAGACAAUAUGGAAAGCAAGUGGGAAGCUGUAAAUGCUGCUGCCUGUGAUCUUGCAAGAGAAGUGGCUGACAGAGGCGAAGCUCUGGUAGCUGGAGGGAUCUGCCAAACAUCCAUUUACAAACGUCACAAAGAUGAGGCCAGAAUUAAAAGGCUCUUCCAGCUCCAGCUUGAUGUGUUUAUUAGAAAAAAUGUGGACUUCUUGAUUGCUGAGUAUUUUGAGUAUGUUGAAGAAGCUGUGUGGGCUGUAGAAGUCUUAAAGGAAUCAGGUAAACCAGUGGCAGCUACGAUGUGCAUUGGCCCAGAGGGAGAUAUGCAUGGAGUAGCCCCGGGAGACUGUGCUGUUAAGCUGGUGAAGGCAGGGGCUUCCAUCAUUGGCGUGAAUUGUCGUUUUGGCCCUGAAACCAGCUUGAAGACAGUGGCGCUCCUAAGAGACGGUCUGCAGAAGGCGGGGUUGAAGGCCCAUCUGAUGGUGCAGUCCCUGGGAUUCCACAUGCCCGACUGUGGCAAGGGAGGGUUUGUGGAUCUCCCUGAAUAUCCUUUUGGCCUGGAACCCAGAGUCGCCACCAGAUGGGAUAUUCAGAAAUACGCCCGAGAUGCCUACAACCAGGGGGUCAGGUUCAUCGGCGGCUGCUGUGGCUUUGAGCCCUACCACAUCAGGGCCAUCGCAGAGGAGCUGGCCCCAGAAAGGGGCUUUUUGCCACCAGCGUCCGAAAAACAUGGCAGCUGGGGGAGUGGUUUGGACAUGCACACCAAACCGUGGAUUAGAGCCAGGGCUAGACGUGAGUAUUGGGAAAAUCUGCUGCCAGCUACAGGCAGACCUUUUUGUCCUUCUCUCUCAAAACCGGACGCCUAAGGAAUAAGAAAGUAGCAGUGAAGGAGAAAUGAAGGAGUGGCGAUGGAGUAAUGAAGGAGUAAUGAAAGAAAACUCGGAAAGAACAUUAACAAAGAAAAUCCCUGGGGCAUCCCAUCUGGAGCCUUGAUCCUCAUUGGUCCACUUGCUACCUCAGUGGUUCAACAUCUAAUGUGCUACAUUCUGUGCUUCUGUUUUGUGCUCCUGCUGUGAAUAAACUAAUUCUAUACUAAAGCAAUGUUCCUGAUUUUCAUAAAUGACUUACAUAAUGACUCCAAAGGCAAUCCCAAAGACAA